Molecule: messenger RNA, 2262 nt
Organism: Gigantopelta aegis
Lineage: Eukaryota; Metazoa; Mollusca; Gastropoda; Neomphalida; Peltospiridae
Product: probable ATP-dependent RNA helicase DDX27
Exons: 21
Coding region: 11-2200 (729 amino acids)
Molecular function (GO): RNA helicase activity; ATP binding; nucleic acid binding
Source: RefSeq, a predicted model, not a curated record
UUAUUUCAGCAUGGAGGCGAUCGGAGAGCUUGGACUAAUUCCAACUAUUUCAGAAGAUGAUUCUGUCGAUAUUGUGGAUGAAAAUUCAAGCAGUGAUGAUGAAGAAACAUCAGUACAACAGCAGAAAAAGAAACGAAAGCUUCAAAAGAAAGACUUUAACAAAAGUUUUGUUUUCACUGAUGAGUUUGAAGAGAACAAUCUGUUUGAUUUGGAUGUUGCCCUAAAGAUGGCGAAACGAAAAAAGGCUGUUACGACCCUGGAUGAGAAGAUAGCACAUGCACGUAGACAAAGGAAGAAAGAGAGUAAUGAUGAUUUGUUGUUAGAUGCCCCAGACCUGGCCGAUUCGGACUCCUCAGGAGAAGACCUGGAGGUAGCAGAUGUGAAAGAUACUGUAAAGACAAAGGAUAAGAGAAAAAGAAAAAGAAAGAAAUAUGAAGAGGAGGAAGAACCAGAGAAAAUAGAAUUUUCCGAAAACAUUGACACAUAUGAUGAUAAUUUGACAUUUCAAGACAUGGGUGUCUCCCGGCCAUUAUUAAAGACUCUGGGCACCAUGAAGUUUGAGCGCCCGACUCCGAUUCAGGCUGCAACAAUUCCUGUUGCUUUACGAGGGAAGGAUAUCUGUGCUUGUGCUAUCACUGGCUCGGGUAAAACUAUUGCAUUCAUGUUGCCUAUCUUGGAACGAUUACUGUACAGACCGAAGUAUGCUUCUGUGACAAGAGUGCUCGUCUUAGUACCGACUCGAGAGUUGGCUGUGCAGGUUCACACAGUCGGCAGGCAGCUCGCCCAGUACACCAAUAUUGAAAUUUGCUUGUCGGCUGGUGGUCUUGAUUUAAAGAGUCAGGCUGCAGCACUGAAAAUGGGUCCGGAUGUUGUCGUAGCAACACCCGGUCGGCUAAUUGACCACCUCCAUAACUCUCCAAACUUCAGCCUGGACAGCAUAGAGAUUUUAGUGCUGGACGAAGCUGACCGAAUGUUGGACGAGUAUUUUGCUGAGCAGAUGAAGGAGAUUAUCCGACUCUGUUGUCGACAGCGGCAGACCAUGCUGUUCUCGGCUACUAUGACUGAACAGGUACAAGAACUGGCAGCUGUCUCACUGAAGGACCCAGUAAAGGUGUUUGUCAAUGAAAACACAGAUAUGGCCCUGGGUCUUCGACAAGAGUUUGUCAGAAUUCGACCCCACAGGGAAGGAGACAGGGAGGCCAUUGUAUCUGCCCUGGUGAGUCGUACGUUCUGUGACAAGUGUAUGGUCUUCAUCCAGACUAAGAUCCAGGCACACCGCAUGCACAUCAUCCUCGGCCUCCUCGGGGUCAGGGUCGGAGAGCUGCAUGGAAACCUCUCACAGGCACAGCGAUUAGAAACACUGAAAAACUUCAAGGAAGGUUUGAUAGACGUUCUCCUGGCAACCGAUCUCGCUGCUCGAGGUCUUGACAUUGAAGGAGUGAAAACUGUUAUAAAUUUCACAAUGCCGAACACAGUCAAGCAUUAUGUCCACCGAGUUGGGAGAACUGCUCGAGCUGGCAAGAAAGGAAGAUCUGUGACUCUUGUUGGAGAAAAGGAGAGGAAGCUGUUAAAGGACAUUGUGAAGCAGGCGAAGACACCAUUAAAAAGUAGACUCAUCCCACAAGAGGUGAUAACGAAGUACCGGGACCGGAUCACUGCGAUGACGGGGGAGGUCGCUCAUAUUGAGAUGGAGGAGAAGGAAGAGAAGGAGAUGCAGGCAGCCGAGAACAAGAUGAACCGCGCCACCAACCUGCUGGAGAACCCAGAUGAGGCGAGGAAAAACAAACGUGGCUGGUUCCAGACGCACCGAGAGAGACUCCAGGAAAAAGAGUCACUGAGGCUGGGAGAGCUGACGUUGACCAAACACCAGAAAAAGAAAUUGGAAAAGAAGAAACUUACACCUGAAGACAGGGUUGGAUUUGAAAUCACCAAAUCCCAGAUGUAUGCCGCUCGGGCUUCCAAGAAAUCAUUCAAACCUGAACGGAUACGAGUUCAUCCCAAAGACCUUGAGAAAACAGUGAAAAAGAAGAAAUCUAAACAAAAACGAAAGACUGCAUUUGAUGAGGAAUUAACGAACACUGGAAAGAAGGCUCUUAAAAUGUUUAGAUCAGGGCCUUCCUAUCAGGAAAGAAAAGAACUUGGACUGCUUGGAAACAAGAACAAAAACAAGCAGCAGAAUAAACGAAGACGAGGCAGAUGACGAUGAUCCUGAUGAUAUAUGGACGGGUGCUGCAACUUGUAAAAAUAAACAAUUUAUUUACA